AACCUACUCGAUCGUGUUUUUUUCUGUUUCAUCAUCGUUAUAAGCUGUGUUUUAAUCAUUCCCGUUCCAAAGAUGAGCAACACUACGACGACCACGAACGUGCCCAGUGACGCCCCAGCGCAUUGUCCCGGAACACAGAGUGAAGAUGCCGGAAAAGCAUCGGCCUGUGCCGGUUGUCCUAACCAACAGCUAUGCUCCACCGGACCGAAGGGUCCCGAUCCGGCCAUCGCACUGGUGAAAGAAAAACUUGCCGAUGUGCGCAACAAACUGCUGGUGCUGUCCGGGAAGGGGGGCGUUGGCAAAAGUACCGUAACCGCUCUGCUGUCCCGUGCAAUGGCACACCGCAGCCCGGAUCAAAACUUCGGCGUGCUCGACAUCGACAUUUGCGGACCGUCACAGCCGCGCGUACUCGGCGUACUCGGAGAGCAGGUACACCAGUCCGGUUCCGGCUGGUCGCCGGUGUACAUCGAGGACAAUUUGAGCCUGAUGUCGAUUGGAUUCCUGCUCGGCAGCCCGGACGAUGCCAUCAUCUGGCGGGGUCCGAAAAAGAACGGCAUGAUUCGACAGUUUCUCACCGAGGUCGAUUGGGGCCAGCUGGACUAUCUGCUGCUGGAUACACCGCCCGGCACCUCGGACGAACAUCUGUCGGCCACGACGUUCCUCAAGGGAACGGACGGCUCGUGGGGCGCUAUACUGGUCACCACGCCGCAGGAGGUCGCACUGCUGGACGUCCGGAAGGAGAUUUCUUUCUGCAAGAAGCUUGCCAUUCCGGUGGUCGGAGUCGUUGAGAACAUGAGCGGGUUCGUGUGCCCAAAGUGUACGACCGAGUCGACGAUUUUCCCUGCCCGCACGGGGGGCGCCGAACAGAUGUGCACGGAAAUGGAAGUACCCUACCUGGGGAAGCUUCCGCUCGAUCCCCGGCUGACCAAGUGUUGCGACGAGGGAAAGGAUUUUAUCACCGAGUUUCCUUCGAGCCCGGCAGUAAAGGCGCUCGAUGAAGUCGUCACGAAGGUGCAACAGUUUUUCGAAGAAAACAACAAACAAUAGCAAUAAAGGAGAGAUUUAAAAACCAAUAGGAUUGAUUAUUUUUUUGAAUCUUUAUUAUUUGGUUAUACGUGUGUUUUGCUUCAGGAAUUCACCAAGACGUUAUUCUCUGUUCUCCUCUCUUCCAUCCCAUUACGAUUACAUUGCUUACAAAAUCCUUCCUAAAGAUCCCCUCCGAACAUGUUUGCAGUCGGUAAAUUUGGACAAUGAUUUGCAUCCUAUACUCCCGU
Anopheles coustani is the source of this 1274-nucleotide messenger RNA. RefSeq names its product cytosolic Fe-S cluster assembly factor NUBP1 homolog (gene Nubp1). NCBI's taxonomy places the organism in Eukaryota, Metazoa, Arthropoda, Insecta, Diptera, Culicidae. The record is from RefSeq and is a predicted model, not a curated record. Gene Ontology annotation, molecular function: 4 iron, 4 sulfur cluster binding; ATP-dependent FeS chaperone activity; ATP binding. The transcript has a single exon. Gene Ontology annotation, biological process: iron-sulfur cluster assembly. Gene Ontology annotation, cellular component: cytosol. Bases 73 to 1047 code for a protein of 324 amino acids.